Molecule: messenger RNA, 723 nt
Organism: Centruroides sculpturatus (bark scorpion)
Lineage: Eukaryota; Metazoa; Arthropoda; Arachnida; Scorpiones; Buthidae
Product: nucleolar transcription factor 1-like
Exons: 5
Coding region: 109-660 (183 amino acids)
Source: RefSeq, a predicted model, not a curated record
AAUUACAGUAAAGAUGAAGUUCAUGAAACAGGAAGUCGAAAACCUCAGUUAUUUAAGGGAGAGCCAAAGAAGCCUCCACAGAGUGGAUACAGCUUAUUUACAACAGAAAUGCUAGGUGCUGUUACUGAUGUUGAUGCUAAGAAUAGAAUGGCUGUGACAGCACAGAAAUGGAAUGCUUUAUCUCAGAGUGAGAAAGAUAAAUAUCGAAAGAAAAGUCAAGAAAUGAUGAAAAAAUAUAAUAAAGAUAUUGAGAAGUUUAUAGCUGGUUUAUCAGAAGCUGAACGAGAGGAAUAUUAUAGACUUAAAAGUAGAACGAAGGGUUCUAGGUCUGCUGCAAAAGCUGCAAAAGAUCAAGCAGCUACAAAACAAGGACAAACCAAGCCAAAUAAGAAAGAAACCGAGUCUGAAAGUUCAGAUGAUUCAUCUGGUGACGACGAUGACGAAGAAGAAGGCUCAGAAAAAUCUGGAGAGGAUGAAGAAUCCGGUUCAGGAUCAGAUGAUUCUGGAAGUGAUUCAGAUGAUGACGAUGAUGAUAAUGAGGAUUCAGAUGAAGAGAAGAAGGAAGGUGAAGAAAGUAGUUCUGGUGACUCUGACAGUGAUAGUGACAGUGAAAGUAGUAGUGAUAAUAGCAGUGAAUCUGGUUCAGAAAGUGAAAACUGAACUAGAAUUGAAGCUGUAUUUAAAAAUGGCAUGCUCACUCCACUGAAGAAUUGGUAAAAAUUU